AAACUCAAAUCCCCCUGAAUGCGACCUUAUGCCAAAUACAAUAGGUCUCCUAUAGCCUGUGUUUCUUGCAGAGCAAGCAAAAUACGAUGUGUUCGACAACAGAACUUGCCCUCCUGUAAAAGGUGUAAAGAAUUGGCCUUGAAAUGUGAGUCUGAAAUCAAAAUAUCCCAGCAACUGGGGCUCAUUAACAAGAAGAUAGCAAGUCCAACUAGCACGCCACAGCACAUAUCUCCUAUUCUUCCUACGAAAGAAUUUGUGGUGGAAUUAGUAGAAAUCUUUUUUGCAAACCAGUAUCAAGGGAUUUUCCCCUUUAUUCACAGACCUUCGUUUCUUGAGUUUUUGAAGUCAGAUGAGUUUAACCCUUCAACUUACAUAGAUGACUAUAACUCCAAGUUCUUUACCGAGACUUACUCGACCAGCUUGCGUUACCCUGAUCCUGUUUUGCUUCUAUCUAUUUUGGCCCUUUGUGCUAGGUUACAUAGCGGUAUAUCUUUUGCAUAUGGCAAAUUUCUGGAAGAUACGGCACCUGAAUCGUUCGAACCAUAUAUUUUGACACUGGAUUCAGAAUUUUCAACUUAUAUCAAGCUGGAUACUGACUUGGUGUCAGCUUCAAAUGCGUCCAAAUACUUCGGGUGGCAUGCUAGAAGGUACAUGAAAGAUGUUUUUGAUAGCCCUACGGUCCAGAGGAUACAAGCAUUUACGUUAUUGAGUAGCCAUGAAUGGGGUGAAGGUAACAACUCUCGGAGUUUCCUCUACAUUGGAAUAGCUGCCAGAAUGGCUUUAGUGUUGGGAUUAGGAAAUGAAAACACGAUUUGUGACGAAGACGUACAUGAUAAGAACCUUGGGGAAAUUGUCACUGAGAGUAAACGACGAACUAUUUGGUCGGUUUACAUGAUGGAUAGAUGUAACUCUAGUGGUAGACAACGCUCUCCUGCCAUCAGAAUAGAAGAUAUUAAAGUGAAACUUCCAAGUAAUGAGAAUGACUUCUUGUUCGGAAACCCCAAUACGUCACUAAUGUACGACGAAUUGACCAAGUCUAUGCAAGGAGGUGCUCUGGGUCACUCCCGAAACAUUUCUAUGAUUGGGUUUACCAUAGUUGUCUUUGAAAUCUGGGCAAAAAUUGCUAAAUGGGUUGGAGAAGUUGGUGUAAAGUAUGAGAAGUCGUCGCCUUGGUUAUCUGAGUCAGUAUUUCAUUGUCUAAGACAAGAUUUGGAUUCAGUGGCGGUAUUACUUCCCCCUGAUUUCCAGCUUUCGGGUUUUAACUUGAAAAUGCAUAUGGAGUUGGGAACUGCCACUCACUUUGGAUACUUUCAUGGCUUAUUUUUCAUCUGCCGUAUUUUCUUGAACAGAGAGUACCUUUUUUGUAAUCCAGACUCAUUUCCUCCUGGGUGGUGGAAAGACCUUACGGUUCAGCUUUUAGACUCUUUGGAGCUGAUUUCUUCGUUGGUGGAAGAAUUGAGAUCAAAAGACAUGAUGGUAAUUGCCCCAUUUACAGGUUUUGAGGUCUUUACCUGUGCUGUCACCUCGUUCUACUUUUGUGCUUUUCCCGAUGAAAUCUUAUUGGAGCAUCUUCCUGUUGAAAAGUUGGGUGUUGUGAAUACUCGAUCAGAUUUAGGGGAUUGGAAGUUCAAGUAUAAGAAGCUUGCGCUAAAGAAUAUGGACUGUCUAACCAAAUGGACACAGACGUGGGAAUUGGGAAGAAAAUGGCAGAAAUUAUCGGUGAAUCUUGGUAUUAUAUUUGGUCAACUUGCAGCCAAUGGAUCAGAUGAGUUCAAUUCCGAUUACUUGAGGCAUUCAAUGCAAGACUAUGGAAGCGGUGAAGUUGCAGAGGUUUAUGUUCCACAAACUUCGCAUAAGAAGCAUGACAAGAGUGAUAUGGAGAUUAUGAGGCUACUUAAUAAGGACUCCACUCCAGCAUCUGUUAGCGAAGAGAAUAGUCAGGAAAUGUCAUCAGGAGAUUUUGGAGUGAUUGAGCUUCUUUCUCCACCUCAAUUCAUGUUUUCUACAAACUCUCUAAGUAUCUACCCGGGAUGGAAUGGUAGUGAUGAUUCUUGAUAUUAUCAAUAUAAACCUAUUUAGACUUAAAUGUUUGUAAAUUCUUUUUUCCAAUCAAAGUACGACUGAAAGCUUUGUAACUUGCCUUUGAAUUCAUGUCCUUGAGAAAUAAUCUUUUCGUCUGAGUCAUAUGGCUUGAUUGCUUGAACUGAUGUGACCUUGCUGGAGGAUGCUAAUGCCUCCCCAGAAG
Messenger RNA from Yamadazyma tenuis ATCC 10573, 2245 nucleotides. The record is from RefSeq and is a predicted model, not a curated record. NCBI's taxonomy places the organism in Eukaryota, Fungi, Ascomycota, Pichiomycetes, Serinales, Debaryomycetaceae.